This is a messenger RNA of Suillus discolor, 585 nucleotides long. RefSeq lists its product as uncharacterized. The record is from RefSeq and is a predicted model, not a curated record. The transcript has 6 exons. Lineage: Eukaryota; Fungi; Basidiomycota; Agaricomycetes; Boletales; Suillaceae. Bases 1 to 585 code for a protein of 194 amino acids.
AUGCGCGAAGUGCGGGAAUGCGUGCGCGUGUAUGCAGAAACAAGAGAGAGUAAGAAUUUCAACUAUGCUCUGCUGGGUAGUAAAUGGGUAUUGUUGUGGUUCAGUCCUCUGUCGUUCUGGUGGGAGAGUAAGUGGUUCCCGGUGGGUGAUAUGGCGCCUAAGCACUGUCAUGCGGAGCCGAAGCGCUACCGAGUAAGGUAUGUAAAGAUAUAUGGAACUUGGUGGACAGUGGAUGGAUGCUUCCGGAUGGCUGGCGCUAUAGGGCGCUCAAGCGCGGGAAAGCUCGCACGCAUAUACAUCAUGAAGCACGGGAAGUUGCGCGCACAUUGCGCGAUGCGCGGGAAAGCUGCGCCUCAUGUAGGAAUAGCUGUAGGAAGCAUACAGAGUGAUGCUACAAGCAUGAGUCUCUACAGCGAUAUGAGAUGGAUGGAGGCCACCAGGCUUUCGGGUAUGAUAACACAGUUUCUGGAGAUCCUGCAUGAGCUGGAAGUGUCUUGUUUGGAGUGUUGGGGGAGGGGGCAUAGACAGAGCGAACCAUGGUUGAAGCGCAAGGUUGAAGCGCAAGAUUCGGGAGAGCAGUUAUGA